AAGCAGGAUAAUAGAUUCCAGCGAUCUCAACAAAUUAAUAUUAUACUAUGAGUGGGUGCGUGCAGAAGUCAUAUUCGGUAUUGUCUCGUAAAAAAUGUCUAACAGAAGCGUCGGCUACCAAUAGGCCGGAGGAUGGGUCGAACAGCGCCGCCUUGGCCCGGGUCUUAACCACGCUCGACCUUACUGCUCUUGGUGUAGGAUCCACGAUGGGAGUUGGCGUCUAUGUGCUGGCUGGUGCCGUUUCGAAGAAUCAUGCAGGACCUGCGAUUGUCAUAUCGUUUCUUAUUGCUGCCAUUGCAAGUGUAUUUGCAGCUUUGUGCUACGCGGAGUUCGGUGCUCGUGUGCCCAAGGCAGGAUCCGCCUACAUCUACAGCUACGUUUGCGUAGGCGAAUUCGUAGCAUAUUUAAUAGGAUGGAAUCUGAUUAUGGAAUAUGCUAUAGGCGCUGCCAGUGUUGUCAAAGCCAUAAGCACAUAUUUAGACGCCUUAAUAGGAAAAGUGAUCAGUAACUACUUGAGGGAGCAUCUGCCAAUCGACGUCAGUUUUUUAUCGCCCUAUCCUGAUUUCUUCGCUUUUGGCGUCACUAUGUUAUUCACCAUUGCCCUAGCCUUUGGAGCGAAGGAAUCAUCGCGCUUCAAUAACUUAUUCACCUUGGUCAACUUAGCUGUGGUUGGCUUUUUCGUGGCGGCUGGUGCAGUCAAAGCCGAUGCAUCAAAUUGGUCGCUGCCUCCAACGGCAGGUCACGGAGAUGGUGGAUUUGCUCCUUAUGGCAUAGUAGGCAUCAUCGCAGGUGCUUCUAAGUGCUUCUAUGGUUUCAUUGGCUUCGAUUGUGUUGCCACUGCGGGAGAGGAGGCCAAAAAUCCAAAGAAAUCUUUACCCAUUGCUGUAAUAGGAUCAUUGUUCAUAACAUUCUUGUCGUAUUUUUCGAUAUCAACUGUACUGACUAUGUUGCUUCCAUAUUAUGAGCAGGACGUCGAUGCACCACUUACCCACGCUUUUGAAUUGCUCGGAUGGACAACUCCUCAAUAUAUUGUUAGUAUAGGAGCAAUUUUUGGACUUUGUGCGAGUUUAAUGGGCUCAAUGUUUCCUUUGCCACGUAUUAUUUAUGCUAUGGCUUCAGACGGAUUGUUAUUCGAAUUUAUGGGAAGAGUGCAUCCUCGGUUCAAGACACCAUUCCUCGGGACUUUGUUGGCUGGUUUUCUUACGGGCCUAAUGGCAUUAUUUUUCGACCUGGAAGAAUUAGUUGAUAUGAUGUCAAUUGGAACCUUACUAGCGUAUUCAAUGGUCGCUGCUUGUGUGAUGUUACUUAGGUAUGAAAUUGAUAGAACCGAAGAUGAAUCUAAGCUACUAGAAGUACCAUCUCAAGGCGUAUUUCAUACAUUUUUUAAUGUUGGACGCAGAACAAAAGCUCCAACUGUUAGAACUUCUGCAAUUGUAACAUGGUCCGCAACUUCUUACACAAUCCUGUGUCUAUCUGGAUGUCUCAUUGCUACCAAAAUGGAUGGAUUUUCUGACGGCGAGGUUUUGCCUGUGGUCCUUGUUGGGGUCAUAGCAGCAGUCGCCCUUAUGUGCCUUUUGAUCAUUGCUAGGCAACCUCCAUCUUCGGCCAAACUUUCAUUCACAGUACCAUUUGUACCGUGGUUGCCGGCACUCAGCAUUUUGAUCAAUGUCUUUUUAAUGAUGAGCUUGUCUGUCACCACUUGGGUGCGGUUUAUGAUUUGGAUUGUUGUAGGCUUACUCAUUUACUUUGGCUACGGACUCUGGCAUAGUCACGAACGUGAAAGUAUUCGUAAAAAGUUACUGGCCAAGAAACCUCCACCUCCAGCAACAGAAAAAAGUUCAGAAGAUCAUGAAAAUGGAUACAUCAAUGGUGGUUUUGAGGCACAACUGUAAUUUUAAUAAUAUCAGAAUAAUUAUACUUGAAUAUUAAUCGUGAAGAUAAAAAGUGAUGAGGACAAUCUUGAGAAGGAAAUAUUAGUUCACAAUAAUUUGUUCAUUGCUAUUUUAUUGUGAAAACAUCACUCACUGCUUUACUUUCGACGAAAUUACGGUAAGAUUUUGUAUAUAUUUUAAGAAUUCGUUAGGAAUUAAGUUACAAAGUAAAAUUGUUUCAACUGGAAGUUGUUCCAGUAAAUAGUAUUUUGUGAUGCUGAUAUGUAGGCGU
Messenger RNA from Ctenocephalides felis (cat flea), 2163 nucleotides. RefSeq names its product high affinity cationic amino acid transporter 1. Lineage: Eukaryota; Metazoa; Arthropoda; Insecta; Siphonaptera; Pulicidae. Gene Ontology annotation, molecular function: amino acid transmembrane transporter activity. Bases 48 to 1892 code for a protein of 614 amino acids. Gene Ontology annotation, cellular component: plasma membrane. The transcript has 12 exons. Gene Ontology annotation, biological process: transmembrane transport; amino acid transport. The record is from RefSeq and is a predicted model, not a curated record.